AGGUGCGCGCUUCCGGGUUGGCGAUCGGGGCGGGGGAGCCGACGGGCCCUGCCGGCCGGGUCCCCUCUGGGAGGCCGGGUGGACUGGCCGCUGCAGGGCCCCGCUGGGCGGCCCGACAGGUUUAAGCCUCUGCGGAGUCGGGAGAAAAUGGCAGAGACAGCAGCAGAGCCUUCUGGGCAGCUUGUAGUACACUCCGACACUCACAGCCACACUGUCCUGGCUAGCCUUGAGGAACAGAGGAAGAGAGGCUUUCUCUGUGAUAUUACUCUAAUCGUGGAGAAUGUGCAUUUCCGAGCCCACAAAGCCUUACUUGCUGCCAGUAGCGAAUAUUUUUCAAUGAUGUUUGCGGAAGAGGGCGAGAUUGGCCAAUCUAUUUAUAUGUUGGAAGGCAUGGUUGCAGACACCUUUGGUAUUCUGCUGGAAUUUAUCUAUACAGGUUAUCUACAAGCCAGUGAGAAAACUGCAGAACAGAUCCUGGCUACUGCUCAGUUCUUAAAAGUCUAUGAUCUGAUAAAGGCUUACACAGACUUCCAGACUAAGCAUAGCUCCCCGGAGCCACCGGCUCUGAACGGCACCGGUACUCCAGUGGUUGUUAUUUCUAAUAAGAAGAAUGAUCCUCUAAAACGGAAGCGGGGAAGACCAAGAAAAGGCAGCAGUGUGCAGGAGGGGAAAUCAGAACUCGCUACAGAGGAAGAAAUGCAGCUAAGAGUGAACAAUUCGGUUCAGAAUAGACAAAACUUCGUGGUUAAAGAAGGAGACGGUGUGGAGCUGAAUGCACAGAUCCCAAAAGAAAAGGCGUCUGAGCCGGCUGGUGAGCCAGGUAGAGUGGAGGAGAUGCUGGCCGAGAAGGACGAGAACUGUGACCCCACGGUGCGGGAUGGACAGGAUAGCCUGAGUAGGUACAGCAAGCGGAGGAUUCGGAGGUCGGUCAAGCUUAAAGAUUACAAACUCCUUGGAGAUGAAGACGACCAGGGUUCAGCCCAGAGGAUAUGUGGAGAGAAAAAGCGCUCCAGCGGUCCUGAGGCCCGGUGUAAAGACUGUGGCAAAGUCUUUAAGUACAGUCACUUUUUAGCAAUCCACCAAAGACGCCACACUGGGGAACGACCCUUCAAAUGCGGCGAGUGUGGAAAGGGCUUUGCCCAGAAACACUCCUUGCAGGUGCACACCAGGAUGCACACGGGGGAGCGGCCGUACACCUGCACCGUGUGCAGCAAGGCCCUGACCACCAAGCACUCACUGCUGGAGCACAUGAGCCUGCACUCAGGGCAAAAGUCUUUCACCUGUGAUCAGUGUGGAAAAUAUUUCAGCCAGAAAAGACAGCUAAAGAGCCAUUAUCGAGUCCAUACAGGCCACUCACUACCAGAAUGCAACCACUGCCAUCGGAAAUUCAUGGAUGUGUCUCAGCUAAAGAAACAUCUGCGAACGCACACAGGUGAGAAGCCGUUUACUUGUGAAAUCUGUGGGAAAUCUUUCACAGCGAAGAGUUCCCUUCAGACCCACAUCAGAAUCCACCGAGGAGAAAAGCCAUACUCCUGCAGCAUCUGUGGCAAGUCCUUCUCCGACUCCAGUGCCAAGAGGAGACACUGCAUCCUCCAUACAGGCAAAAAGCCUUUCUCCUGCCCCGAGUGUAGCUUACAGUUUGCUCGCUUAGACAAUUUGAAGGCUCACUUGAAAAUUCACAACAAAGAGAAGCACACAGCAGACUCCUGCAGCAGUUCUGGCAGCAGUGCUGAGGAGGUCCGCAACAUUCUUCAGCUACAACCAUACCAGCUCUCCACCUCAGGAGAGCAGGAGAUUCAGCUUCUUGUAACUGAUUCUGUGCAUAACAUUAACUUCAUGCCAGGCCCCAGCCAGGGGGUCAGCCUGGUAGCUGCCGACAGCUCUCAGAACAUGGCCACAGACCCAGCUGCUAAUCUUGCCCUGCUCACACAGCAGCCUGAGCAACUGCAGAGCCUGCUUCUUUCAGCUCAGCAGGAGCAAACAGAGCACAUUCAGAGCCUCAGUAUGAUUGGAAGCCAGAUGGAGUCCUCCCAGCCGGAGCCAGUGCACGUAAUCACACUUUCCAAGGAAACGCUGGAGCAUCUGCAGGCCCAGCAGCAAGGGCAAACCGAGGCGCUCCGGUUGGCAGCUGGUGCUGAUCCAGCUCAGCACCUGCAGUUGACACGGGACCCUGAUCCACCCCUACCCACUCCACUAGGCCAGGAGCAGAGCUGACCCAUGGCUAACUGUUCCACUGGACCCUUCUCCUAGGCCAGCAGUGACAGACUGGUCCUUUUGGCCACCAUCUUAUAGAUCCAUAAAGAUGUGUUAGCUAGCCACAGCUUAUUUAUGAUGGGCUCCAUCGGGGCAGAAUCUGUGAGUGGGCAUGAAUGUACUAUCUGUCUUAUCUAUGAUACCAGUUCCUACUUAGCAUUGAAAUAUCGAUGAGGGGGCUCCACUUUCAUCGACUACGUCUCUCAAA
This is a messenger RNA of Onychomys torridus (southern grasshopper mouse), 2461 nucleotides long. RefSeq names its product zinc finger and BTB domain containing 24 (gene Zbtb24). Gene Ontology annotation, cellular component: nucleus. Gene Ontology annotation, molecular function: protein binding; RNA polymerase II cis-regulatory region sequence-specific DNA binding; DNA-binding transcription factor activity, RNA polymerase II-specific. The record is from RefSeq and is a predicted model, not a curated record. Lineage: Eukaryota; Metazoa; Chordata; Mammalia; Rodentia; Cricetidae. Bases 148 to 2214 code for a protein of 688 amino acids. The transcript is spliced from 7 exons. Gene Ontology annotation, biological process: regulation of transcription by RNA polymerase II; central nervous system development.